GCAAGCCUCAGCAAACCCAUACUAUACAGCUAAAGAAUGCACAGCAGAAUGGCUCAACAAGGUCACUGGAAGCACCGUUCUGGAACUUACCCGAAUUUCUCUUCGACACCAGCUUCACAUCAGCGCUGAAUACACUGCAACUCACAAGGAACAAGAAGAUGGACGGCUUCAUCUUGGAGUCCCUUUGGCAGCUGAAAUACAAACAUGA
This is a messenger RNA of Podarcis lilfordi (Lilford's wall lizard), 208 nucleotides long. The record is from the annotation of a GenBank genome assembly. Lineage: Eukaryota; Metazoa; Chordata; Lepidosauria; Squamata; Lacertidae.